This is a messenger RNA of Epithele typhae, 1206 nucleotides long. RefSeq lists its product as uncharacterized. Lineage: Eukaryota; Fungi; Basidiomycota; Agaricomycetes; Polyporales; Epitheliaceae. The record is from RefSeq and is a predicted model, not a curated record. The transcript has 6 exons. Bases 1 to 1206 code for a protein of 401 amino acids.
AUGAGGACAGUCUCCGUUCAUAUCCUCCUUUAUAACGGGCAUGCUUUGACCCUCCUUGCCGCUUCCGACACCAUUUUGAGCGACGACAAGGACGAGCGCCUCCACAACCUUUUCGAUGAAGUCCUGUACGCUGCUCAACUGCAGCUUGAGCGACCUUCAUAUGACCUCCAAGUCUCGGAGAAAGAUAUCGUGGUGGAUAUUUUCGAGACGGUGAUGCCGCUGGUCGCCAACCCGGGGAAGACCAUCGUAGGCCAGUGGAAGGCACUAUGUCAAACCCUUACGCUCGAAGAGUUGGAGCGCCAGGCGUACCCCCUUUAUCCUCCCUGCCGUUCCGCGAGAAUCAAAAAUCCGAACAAUCUCAUAGGCGUCGUCACUGUUGCAUGCCCCCCUUCCAGCUGGCUUCGGUCAAUCGAUAUGCGCUUCACGCGCUUCUUUCAUCCCCACCACGGCGACGUAUUUCUCAGAUACAUCAAACGCUUUACCGGUGGGGCCUCAGAUCAAGCUGUGUUCAGAGCCGAUGUCAUCUCCAUGAAGUCUGGCAAGGCCGUCGGCGACGUCGCGGUCAAGUUCGCGCCGCUUACGGCGUCGAAGGUCACAAACUGCUCGCAAAGCGCCAGCUCGCACCUAAGCUGUGCUGCGAAUGUGCGCAACGCGGUGGCAAUUCUGCACGAGCACGACCUCGUGUUUGGCGACUUGCGACCUGGCAACCUCAUCGCCGUCGCGGGUGAGGAUCGCGUCGUGCUCAUCGACUUCGACUGGUGUGGUAUCACGGAUCCUCAACAGAACGACUCUCAACCCACCCAACUUGAUGUUGUGCCUGAGGAGAAUGGAUGGUCAAUCGGUAAAUCGGCGACUAUCGUCUUCUACACCCUCCUCCGAUUACGAUAUACCACCCUCACUUACUUCAUGGCGAUGAUCCAAACCGACGCCGUCACACUGUUGCACAAGGACGAUUUCGUGUUUGGCAAUCUGCGACGUGGCAACCUGAUUGCCCAGGACGAUGGGCGAGUCAUGCUCGUCGAUUUUGACUGGUGCGGCAAGUGCGGAGACGCGAAGUAUCCCCUCGACAUCAACUUGGAUCCUCGCAUCCCCUGGAACACAGAGGUGCGGCCAGGCGCUUUGAUAAAGAAAGAUCACGAUCUGUACAUGCUCCAGCGACUACAUAAUGAAGUCGAGAUUCUUCCUAGCACAAGGCAGCCUGCGUAA